AUGGGAUCAUUGCCCCCGGGUCGUGUAACAGCUUCCAAACCAUUCUCGCAUUGUGGUGUAGACUAUGCUGGACCGCUUGUCUUACGGGAAGGCAAACGGCGAAAUGCCAGGAAUCACAAGGCCUACGUGGCCAUUUUCGUUUGUUUCGCAACCAAGGCGGUACACGUGGAGCUCGUGAGCGAUUUGACUUCUGAAGCGUUCAUAGCUGCGUUCAAACGCUUCAUAUCACGUAGGGGCAAGCCUUCUCACAUCUAUUCCGAUAAUGGCACAACAUUCGUUGGUGCACAAAAUCAAUUGAAGGAGCUGUCUGACUUCCUAAAUAAGGAACAAGCAUUGGACGAUGUCAAACAGUUCUUUCGACUUCAGCAAACGUCAUGGACGUUCAUACCCCCUAAUGCUCCUCACUGCGGUGGCUUAUGGGAAGCCGCGGUGAAGUCCGUAAAGUAUCAUUUGACCCGCGUCGUCGGUAGAGCUCACUUAACUUUCGAAGAGAUGCAAACAAUACUCUGCGAAAUCGAGUCAAUCCUGAAUUCACGACCACUCACCGCCUUGAGUGCAGAUCCAAAUGAUUUAGCGUAUUUAAGCCCAGGUCACUUUCUGAUUGGUACCACUAUGAACAGUCUCCCUUCUCAUGACUUAACUGAUAUACAGGAAAACCGCUUAAUACGCUGGCAGCGGAUUGAGCAACUUAAGCAGCAUUUUUGGCGCCGUUGGAGCCAUAAAUAUCUUCACUCUUUACAAGCGCGUCCUAAAUGGAGAAUGGACAAGGGCACUCAACUAAAACCCGGGCAACUUGUCCUUGUAAGGCAGCAAGAUUUGCCACCGUUACAUUGGUUACUGGGUCGGGUAAUAGAAGUGCAUGUGGGCGUGGAUGGUGUCGUGCGUACGGCUACCGUGAAAACCGCUAAAACCUCUCUCACGAGGCCCUUGUCCAGGCUCGCAAUAUUGCCACUCGAAACGCCUUGA
This is a messenger RNA of Vollenhovia emeryi, 966 nucleotides long. RefSeq lists its product as uncharacterized. Bases 1 to 966 code for a protein of 321 amino acids. The record is from RefSeq and is a predicted model, not a curated record. The transcript has a single exon. NCBI's taxonomy places the organism in Eukaryota, Metazoa, Arthropoda, Insecta, Hymenoptera, Formicidae. Gene Ontology annotation, molecular function: nucleic acid binding. Gene Ontology annotation, biological process: DNA integration.